CGCGCGAUGGCGGCUGCGAGCGCCUGCGACAGCAGCGGUGGCAGCAGCGACACGUCCAGCUCGGGCGAGGAGGAGCGGAUGCGGCGGCUCUUCCAGACGUGCGACGGCGACGGCGACGGGUACAUCAGCAGGAAUGACUUGCUGAUGGUCUGCCGACAGCUAAAUAUGGAGGAGUCGGUGGCUGAGAUCAUGAACCAACUGGGCACCCACGAAAACGGGAAGAUUUCCUUUCAGGACUUCACAAGGUGCCACCAGCAGCUUCUUCGAGAAAUCAGGAAGGAGGAAGUAGACCUUUCCCUGACGUCAGACAAGUCCAGGAAAAAGAAGCUGAGGGAUAGAAUCACUUCCUGGCCCACGAGCAGUGACAACAGUCUGGGUGCUUUGUCAGCAGCCAGGGAGAGCUGGGAGUAUGAUUCCGGUGCCAGGGACCUCCAGAGCCCCGACUUGCAGAGCCAGCUGCCCUUCCAGAAGCUACUGGAGUGUGGCGGAAGCUCUUUGCCUCAGCAGGCUGUCCGCCACAAGCUUCUCACACAGUCCCUGCAUUUUGGCACCUCCACAGGCGGAAGCUAUCUGGAGCUGGCCAGCACCCUCCACCUGGCAGCCCUGGCAUCCCUCAAGGGAGACAUAGUAGAGCUGAAUAAACGUCUGCAGCAAACAGAGCGGGAACGAGACCUUCUGGAAAAGAAGUUGGCCAAGGCGCAGUGUGAGCAGUCACACCUCAUGAGAGAGCAUGAAGAUGUCCAGGAGCGCACAACCCUUCGCUAUGAGGAGCGCAUCACGGAACUCCACAGCAUCAUUGCGGAGCUGAAUAAGAAGAUAGACCGCCUGCAGGGCACCACCAUCAGGGAGGAAGAUGAAUACUCAGAACUGCGGUCAGAGCUCAGCCAGAGUCAACAAGAGGUCAACGAGGACUCCAGAAGCAUGGACCAAGACCAGACCUCUGUGUCCAUCCCUGAAAACCAGUCGACUAUGGUCACUGCUGACAUGGAUAACUGCAGUGACCUGAACUCGGAACUGCAGAGGGUGCUGACGGGGCUGGAGAGUGUGGUCUGCGGCAGGAAGAAGAGCAGCUGUAGCCUCUCGGUGGCCGAGGUGGACAGGCACAUCGAGCAGCUCACCACAGCCAGCGAGCACUGUGACUUGGCCAUUAAGACAGUUGAGGAGAUUGAGGGAGUUCUUGGUCGUGACCUUUAUCCCAACCUGGCUGAGGAGCGGUCUCGGUGGGAGAAAGAGUUGGCUGGAUUGCGGGAAGAGAACGAAAGCCUGACCGCCAUGCUGUGCAGCAAAGAGGAGGAGCUGAACCGGACCAAGGCCACUAUGAACGCCGUCCGUGAGGAGCGGGACAGACUCCGGAGAAGGGUCCGAGAGCUCCAAACUCGACUGCAGAGUGUCCAAGCCACUGGACCUUCUAGCCCUGGUCGCCUUACUUCUGCCAAUCGGCCGAUUAACCCCAGCACUGGAGAGCUGAGCACCAGCAGCAGCAGCAAUGACAUCCCCAUCGCCAAGAUUGCUGAGAGGGUGAAGCUAUCAAAGACAAGAUCUGAAUCAUCGUCAUCUGAUCGGCCAGUCCUGGGAUCCGAAAUCAGUAGCAUUGGGGUUUCCAGCAGCGUGGCAGAACACCUGGCCCACUCACUUCAAGACUGCUCCAAUAUCCAGGAAAUUUUCCAAACGCUCUACUCACAUGGAUCUGCCAUCUCCGAAAGCAAGAUUAGAGAAUUUGAGGUGGAAACAGAGCGUUUGAACAGCCGGAUCGAGCACCUCAAAUCCCAAAACGAUCUCCUCACCAUCACCCUGGAGGAGUGUAAGAGCAAUGCUGAGAGGAUGAGCAUGCUGGUGGGAAAAUACGAAUCCAACGCCACCGCGCUGAGGCUGGCCCUGCAGUACAGUGAACAGUGCAUAGAAGCCUAUGAACUCCUAUUGGCACUGGCCGAGAGUGAGCAGAGCCUCAUCCUGGGGCAAUUCCGGGCAGCUGGCGUGGGCUCCUCCCCUGGAGACCAGUCAGGGGAUGAGAACAUCACUCAGAUGCUCAAGCGGGCUCACGACUGCCGGAAAGCCGCUGAGAAUGCCGCCAAAGCCCUGCUUAUGAAGCUGGACGGCAGCUGCGGGGGAGCCUUCGCUGUGGCUGGCUGCGGCGUACAGCCCUGGGAGAGCCUGUCCUCCAACAGCCAUACCAGCACCACCAGCUCUACAGCCAGCAGCUGUGACACGGAGUUCACUAAAGAAGAUGAGCAGAGGCUGAAGGAUUAUAUCCAGCAGCUCAAGAACGACAGAGCUGCCGUCAAGCUCACCAUGCUGGAACUGGAGAGCAUCCACAUCGAUCCGCUCAGCUAUGACGUCAAGCCAAGGGGCGACAGCCAGAGGCUGGACCUGGAGAAUGCCGUGCUGAUGCAGGAGCUGAUGGCCAUGAAGGAAGAGAUGGCUGAGCUGAAGGCACAGCUGUACCUGUUGGAGAAAGAGAAGAAGGCCCUGGAGCUGAAACUGAGCACCAGGGAAGCCCAGGAGCAGGCCUAUCUGGUGCACAUCGAGCACCUCAAGUCCGAGGUGGAGGAGCAGAAGGAGCAGAGGAUGCGGUCUCUGAGCUCCACCAGCAGCGGUGGCAAAGAGAAGCCUGGCAAGGAGUGUGCUGAUGCUGCCUCCCCGGCUUUGUCUGAAGUAAGGACGAACAGUGACAGUGAGCUUGCCACAGAGUUCGCCAGCGCCAUCCGACGGGAGAAGAAACUCAAGGCCAGAGUUCAAGAGCUGGUCAGCGCCUUGGAAAGACUCACCAAAAGCAGUGAGAUCAGACACCAGCAGUCAGCAGAGUUUGUUAAUGACCUAAAACGGGCCAACAGUAACCUGGUGGCUGCCUAUGAGAAAGCAAAGAAGAAACAUCAAAACAAGCUGAAGAAGUUGGAAUCCCAGAUGAUGGCUAUGGUGGAGCGACACGAGACCCAAGUGAGAAUGCUCAAGCAAAGAAUAGCUCUGCUGGAGGAAGAGAAUUCCAGGCCACAUACCAACGAAACUUCACUUUAACAGGCACUCAGGCCCCAAGGUUCUGCCCCAAGGGGCUGAACUCCAGCAGCUCUAAAGUCCUCUGCAGAGAAAGGGUCCAAGGAGAAGACUGCAUCUAGGUCACGGCUCCACCCUUGGCGCGAGUAGUCCAUGAUGGCACCACAGAUUGUCUCUGCACGGGCUUCAGCUGCUCCAGGCCUGGCCACGAGGGGUGCCAACAAUGGCUCCAGCCAAGUGCAUAGCCAUGUCUUGUUUCACUUUUCACCACACAAGUUCUCAUGCUCUUCUCACUUGUUCCGUGUAGCGGUGGGUGGGAAUCCAGGCACUUGGUUUUAUGCGGAUUUCCAAGUCUUUUUCUUUUUUCUUUUUUUUUUG
This is a messenger RNA of Peromyscus eremicus (cactus mouse), 3366 nucleotides long. RefSeq names its product MCC regulator of WNT signaling pathway (gene Mcc). The transcript is spliced from 19 exons. Gene Ontology annotation, biological process: negative regulation of canonical Wnt signaling pathway. Gene Ontology annotation, cellular component: cytoplasm. Lineage: Eukaryota; Metazoa; Chordata; Mammalia; Rodentia; Cricetidae. Gene Ontology annotation, molecular function: calcium ion binding. The record is from RefSeq and is a predicted model, not a curated record. The coding region runs from base 7 to 3012 and encodes 1001 amino acids.